This is a messenger RNA of Ipomoea nil (Japanese morning glory), 5198 nucleotides long. RefSeq lists its product as uncharacterized. Gene Ontology annotation, molecular function: DNA helicase activity. NCBI's taxonomy places the organism in Eukaryota, Viridiplantae, Streptophyta, Magnoliopsida, Solanales, Convolvulaceae. The transcript is spliced from 11 exons. The coding region runs from base 273 to 5198 and encodes 1641 amino acids. Gene Ontology annotation, biological process: DNA repair; telomere maintenance. The record is from RefSeq and is a predicted model, not a curated record.
GUAUUUACUCGACUGUCGAAAUCUUGGGUGGAGACAUUAUUAAUGGCGCAGCCACAACUCUUCUGUUUAGUUGAUGGAAUCGUCGAAUUGAUGGAAUCGAUUGCCGCUCCUUUAAUUUUCUGGGAAGGGACAAAUCCAUUAAAUUUUUGGGGAGCAUGUCUGUUUGGUUUAUUUCAAAUUUUAAAACACAACAAGAUCUGUGAUAUCUGCAUAUAAAAAGAGCAUUGAGGAUACCGUGAUAAGAUAAAAACUGAAUUGCAAAGAUAAAGAUAAUGAAGCAACUAACAAGAUCAGCUGUGAUAGGGAGGAAAAGGAAACAUCCUUCUUAUAACAAAGAAAAUGAUAAUAGUUGGAUCAACAGUAGUAGAGAUUUUAAUCCAGAAGAUAGCUAUGUUUAUGGUGUUUUUGACAGUUCAAUAAAUUCACCAUUGAGCAUUAUAACUCAUAGUGGCAAUUUAAUAAAAUCAAGUAUUUCUCGCACAGUAAAGAAAAGAGCAACUCUUAAUGAAAACGAACAGAUGGAUAUAUCUACACAUAGGAGGGCGGUUACUGCUCACAGUAAUAUUCAGGUGUCCAAGGAAAACCACUCUCACAACAAUAGUAAAGCUAGCAUGGAUUCACAAUUUAAUGCUCAAUCUAUCCUACCUUUGACUGAUGUGACAAAUGUUAUCCAAGUCACUGUUAAUGAUGGUAACGGAUUGUCAGUAUUGAAAGUGAAGACAUCAAAGGGCAAAGACGAUAACAGAUCGACUUUGAAGACACCAAAUUGUCAUUGUAAUACUUCUUUGGGGUUGGAAAAUGUACUCGAUUUACAAAGUGUCGGACAAGUCACAAUUCAACCAACUCUUACUUGCCGCAAUCUAAAUAUAGACUUUGAUGAAGUACUAGAUCCUGGACAAAAUAUAAUUAAUUCAAUAGUUGUUGAGUAUGCAGAUUUGGGUGACCCAACAAAUUUAUGUGAACAUUGCAAUGCAUUAUUUUGGUACGAGGAGCGAGUGAAUAAAGCAUUGAUGAGUGGAGCCACGAGAUAUUCGGCGUGUUGUGGACAUGGGAAAAUUAAGCUGCCUCAAAUACGGAUGCCUCCCAAAAAAAUAUUUGAUUUAUUCUUUUGUCACGGGAAUAAGAGAACAGAAUUUCUGCAAAACAUCAGGACAUAUAAUAACAUGUUUUGUUUUACUUCUAUGGGAGCAAAGGUUGACAAAUCUCUAAAUACUGGAAAGGCUCCACCUAUUUAUAGGAUUAAUGGUCAAAACUUUCAUUUGAUUGGAAGCUUAUUACCAAAUGACGGUAAUAAGCCAAAGUUUGCACAACUUUACAUACAUGACACUCAAAAUGAAAUUGAUAAUCGCAUGAACUCAUUCAGGAAAGAAGAAGAUAGAGCUAAUAUACAUGUUGAUAUUGUUGGAGAUAUUAAACAGGUUCUAGAUAAGUACAAUGUAUUAGUGAAAUCAUUUCGAUGGGCUAAAUCUGAAAUUGACUCUAACCCACGAGUAGAGAUUAAAAUGAGACUUAUUGGUAAACGAAACAAUGAUGCAAGAACUUAUAAUUUACCAACAGUUUCAGAAGUCGCAGCUCUUAUUGUCGGUGAUCUAGACCCAACAAUAGGUGAACGUGACAUUUUGGUUGAGUGUAAAUCAGGUGGUUUAAAAAGGAUAAGUGAGUUGAAUCCCGCAUACUUACCAUUGCAGUAUCCUAUUUUGUUCCCAUAUGGCGAGGAUGGGUAUAGGGAGGACAUUCAGUUUAACUUCUCUGUAAACCAUCGUGGUGGGGGAAGGGUACGUGUAUCGCAGCGAGAGUAUUUUUCAUAUCGGAUACAUGAAAGAUUUAGUGAAGUGUCAACUUUACUAUAUGCAAAGCGACUUUUCCAACAAUUUUUGGUUGAUGCAUACACAAUGGUUGAAUCCAGUAGGCUAUUCUUCAUUAGGAACAAUCAGAAAGCUUUAAGGUGUGAAGCAUACAAAGGACUGUCAGAUGCAUUGACAAGAGGAGAAGUUGAUUCUAACAAACAAGGUAAACGAAUAAUUCUGCCGUCGAGUUUCACUGGUGGUGCAAGAUAUAUGAUACAGAAUUACCAGGAUGCAAUGGCAAUAUGUCGUCAGAAAGGAUAUCCCAAUUUAUUCAUUACAUUUACUUGCAAUCCAAAGUGGCCGGAGAUACAACGAUAUCUAGACAAGCGCAAUUUGAAAGCAGAAGAUAGACCAGACAUUGUCUGUAGAAUAUUUAAGAUGAAGUUGGAUUGCUUGGUUAAGGAAUUGAGAGCUGGCAAAUUAUUCGGUGCAGUUACUGCAGUUGUAUACACCAUUGAGUUUCAAAAACGUGGUUUACCACAUGCCCACCUAUUACUUUUUUUGGAAAGAAAUAGUCAAAGGUCGACAUCAAACUACAUGGAUUCCAUUAUUUCAGCAGAGAUACCGGACAAAGUAGUGGACAAGGAUUACUACAAUGUUGUUGAAGAAUUUAUGAUACACGGUCCUUGUGGACCAGCGAGAACAAAAUCGCCUUGCAUGGUGAACGGAAGAUGUUCAAAACACUUCCCGAAAAGAUUUGUUGAGCUCUCCAAUUGGGAUGAAGACGGCUACCCAAUCUACAUGCGCCGGGACGAUGGUAGAACUAUCUUAAAAAAUGGAGUGGAAUUAGAUAAUAGAUAUGUUGUACCACAUAACAGAUAUCUGCUUCUCAAGUAUAGGGCACACAUAAACGUGGAAUGGUGUAAUCAAUCGAGGUCUAUCAAAUACCUGUUCAAAUAUGUCAACAAGGGAAAUGACAGGGUCACAGCUGAAUUCUACAAGAGUACAACUGAUGAACAUUCAAAUGAAGUGGUAGAUGAGAUAAGCAUGUACUAUGAUUGCAGAUACGUGUCUGCUUGCGAGGCUACAUGGCGACUCCUUAGUUUCGAUGUCCAAUUUAGGACCCCUCCAGUUGAGAGACUAAGUUUCCACCUUCCAAAUUGCCAGUCAGUUGUGUUCGAGGAUGACGAUCGAAUAGACAACGUCUUGAAUCGUCCUACUGUGGGUCAAAGUAUGUUCACUGGCUGGUUCGAUGCAAAUAAGAGAUUUGAUGUUGCAAAGGGAUUGACAUAUAUUGACAUGCCAACCAAAUUUGUCUGGAAGAAAGAUAUUAGAGAAUGGCAUCCAAGGAAACGGGGUUUUUCAAUUGGUCGCAUUUUUUAUGUACCCCCAGGUAGCGGUGAAAUAUAUUACUUGCGAUGUCUCUUGAAUGUAGUUCGGGGUCCUACCAAUUUUGAAGAUAUCAUGACUUUUGAGGGAGUAAAGUAUCCAAGUUUUAGAGAUGCAUGUUAUGCACGGGGGCUACUUGACGAUGACAAAGAAUAUAUUGAUGCAAUAAAUGAGGCAAGUCAUUGGUCAACUGCACAAGCCAUGAGGAAAUUGUUUGUCAUACUCUUGACAUCGAACUUGGUUAUUAGGCCGGAAAAUGUUUGGAAUGCCGUGUGGCAACAUCUGUCAGAGGAUGCACAGUUUAAUAGACGAAGAGUCUUACAGAAAGAAGACUUGAUAUUAUCAGAUGACGAUAAGAAGAAUUUAUGUUUGAUUGAAUUGGAGAAAUUGCUACAGUUGUACAACAAGUCUUUGAAAGACUACCCUCAAAUGCCAUUACCAAACUUCGAUGAUGCAUGGUUGGUUGAUAAUAGAUUGUUGUUUGAGGAACUGGCUUAUGAUCGUGAAGCUUUACAUGAAGAGAGUCAAAUGAUGGAAAGACAAUUAACUGACGAACAAACCAUAGUAUAUGAAACAAUCUUGGGAGAUGUAUCCUUGAACAACGGUGGAUUGUUUUUUGUGUACGGUUAUGGUGGAACCGGGAAAACAUUUGUUUGGAAGGCUUUGUCUGCAAAAUUGCGAUCUAAAGGUGAUAUCGUCAUCAAUGUUGCCUCAAGUGGUAUAGCCUCAUUACUUCUAACUGGAGGACGAACUGCUCACUCCAGAUUUGCAAUACCAAUUUCUUUAAAUGAAGAUUCAACGUGUAAUAUCAAUCAAGGUAGCCACCUCGCAGAAUUAAUUGUAAAGACAAAGUUAAUAAUUUGGGACGAAGCACCGAUGAUGCACAAGCACUGUUUUGAAGCAUUAGAUAGAACAAUGAGGGAUUUGAUGCGAUUCCACGAUCCGCUUAGUGCUGAAAAGACAUUUGGUGGCAAGACUGUUGUAUUUGGGGGUGACUUUAGGCAAAUAUUGCCUGUUAUACCUAAAGGUACAAGGCAAGAUAUUGUAUCAGCUACCAUAAAUUCUUCUUAUCUUUGGGAUACAUGUAAAGUUCUUAGGUUAACAAAGAAUCUCCGAUUAAAUAGAAUGGACCCCGAGGUUGAUCUACAACAAGUUGAAGAUUUUGCAGAAUGGCUUGCAUCUAUCGGAGAUGGAACAAUGGGAGGUCCAAAUGAUGGUUAUGCAAAUGUUAACAUCCCACAGGAAAUGUUGUUGCCAUCUACCGGUGACCAUAUAGCAACAAUUGUAGAUAGUACAUUCCCAAUGUUCAAAAAUGGUGGAUGUGACCAUAGCUACCUUGAAAGUCGAGCAAUAUUGGCUCCAACACUUGAUGUUGUUAACGCCAUAAAUGAGUAUAUGAGUCAGUUGCAUGUAGCUGAGAGCAAGACUUAUUUCAGUUGCGACACAGUUUGUAAGUCUGAUUCAAGCAACGGUAUCCUUUCAGAUGUGCACACUCCUGAGUUUCUAAAUGGAUUGCGAGCAUCUGGUAUCCCUAACCAUGCAUUAACUCUAAAGGUGGGAUCCCCUGUAAUGUUAUUGAGGAAUAUAGACCACUCGCUUGGUUUAUGCAAUGGUACGAGGUUGGUCAUCACUAGGUUAUCGGACCAUGUUGUGGAAGCAAAAAUUGUGACUGGUAACAGCUCUGGUACAAUGGUUUUAAUACCUAGGAUGUCAAUGACCCCAUCAGAUCCAAGAUUGCCAUUCAAAUUCCAAAGAAGACAAUUCCCUCUUAUGUUGUCGUACGCAAUGACCAUAAACAAAAGUCAAGGACAGACACUGUCUCAUGUAGGUUUGCUGUUGAAGAAACCAGUGUUUGUACAUGGUCAAUUGUACGUUGCUGCGUCUAGAGACGUUACACUGGUUUACAUUCCAUCUCCUGGAAUGGGUCACCUUGUUUCUGCUGUGGAAACAGCAAAGCUCCUUCUACAAACACAACAUCAACUCUCCAUUUACAAUCUUGCUCCUGAAUAUGCCUGCAAUUGA